AUGGACGAUUUCAUUACAAAGGCAUCAAGCCAAGCGGUAUCAUUUGCCAUUAGAUCGGGUAUAUCAUUGGCAUCUGGAUAUGCUAUCCGUACCGUUACUAAAUUUGUCGAUAAAAUUCCAGAAAAAGACAAGGCUCAGUUGAACAACAAGAUUCAUAGAGUGAAACUUCAAAUCAACAUUGUCAGUCCUUCAAUAGAAUUAAUCAAGUCAAUGAACGCUGGUGGGUUCAGUUCUUUACAAAGCUGUAAUGAGCUAAUUGAUCAAAUGACUCAGCUGUUCAGAGAAUUUGAUGACAUGGUGGAGAAGUGGCUGGACCAACUUAGCAAUUCUAAUACUGGAGAUGUCAUUAAACAAGUUAAUAAACAGCUUGAUGGCUUGAUAGACAUGAUUGAUCAAACAGUUCCAUUGUUAAAUUUAUGUAUUGUCACUAGUGGCAUUAACUUAAACCGAGACUUAAGUGAAGAGAUUAGUAUCAAUAAAUUGAUAGAGGCUUCCAAUAUAAUUUUGGGUAGCAGAGAUAGCACUAAUACAGGGCCUGUGUUUGAUUUAACCUUCUUUUCAGUAUUCUACAACCCAAGCAGGCUCAAGUAUAUUGAACAUGAACUGGGAAAUCAAGAAGAUGAAACUCCCAUAACGUGGAAAGAGGAAUUUGCUAGGGCAAAAGUCCUGAUUAAGUCUACUGGAAACUUUUCAUAUGACUUGAAUAUAAUAGAGGACUUUGAUGAUGAUAGAUAUCAUGAGGGGGCACCAAAAACAAAGGUGGUCAAAGUGAACGAUGUACGAAAGAUUUUCUUUAGUAGAUCAGGUAAGCUAUUGAGAUUAGACAACAAUGAUUCUGCUGUAUUGAUUCUAAAAUUAGACGAUGAAUAUAUCGCUUUUGGAAUAUAUGAAGACGUUGAUAGUGAAAGUGAUAAUAAUGAGAGUGACGAUUCUGAAGACGAAAUAGAAAAAGGUGAGACUGCUAAACAAGAAACUUCUAAAUCCUUGUCUCUAUUAGAGUACAUUCUAAGAUUAACAAUUCUAGAACAAGUUGAAUCGAAGUCAUUAAUUGAGAUAACUGAUGAGAAACUUUUGAUUUACUUGAAUAACGAGAUUCCAAGAAAGAGUUCUAAAGUAUCGACUCAAACCCUUGACAUGGACUCAAAUGUCAAUAGGCUUGAGAACUUAAAAAUAUGA
Yamadazyma tenuis ATCC 10573 is the source of this 1176-nucleotide messenger RNA. RefSeq lists its product as uncharacterized. The record is from RefSeq and is a predicted model, not a curated record. NCBI's taxonomy places the organism in Eukaryota, Fungi, Ascomycota, Pichiomycetes, Serinales, Debaryomycetaceae. Gene Ontology annotation, cellular component: nucleus; cytoplasm. Gene Ontology annotation, molecular function: GTPase regulator activity.